Messenger RNA from Ctenocephalides felis (cat flea), 2727 nucleotides. RefSeq names its product septin-7 (gene pnut). Gene Ontology annotation, biological process: cilium assembly; cytoskeleton-dependent cytokinesis. Gene Ontology annotation, cellular component: cell division site; septin ring; microtubule cytoskeleton. The record is from RefSeq and is a predicted model, not a curated record. The transcript has 9 exons. Bases 355 to 2556 code for a protein of 733 amino acids. Gene Ontology annotation, molecular function: GTP binding; GTPase activity; molecular adaptor activity. NCBI's taxonomy places the organism in Eukaryota, Metazoa, Arthropoda, Insecta, Siphonaptera, Pulicidae.
GUGGAAGUAACUUGUGUGCGUGUAGAUAUAUUCGUCGGACGUGAUAGAAUAGUUGUUCCCUGUGCGAGUGUUCAUAUUCUGAGAACUACCCCGGCGCCUGCGCUUUUUUACAAGGGGUUUUCUGACGCGCCAUAUCGUGUGAGCUGGUUGUUCGUUUGUUGCUUGUUUAUAUAUGCAAUAAUACUAGAGGGAUAAGAGAGCAAUUUCUUGUGCGGCUGGCCGUACGGUAUUAUUAUUGUUUAAAAACUGAUGCGGUUUCGAACGGAAGCGCAUUUAUCGAUCGCUAUUUUUGUAGAUGAAGUGACAUAUUAUUGUGGCGUGUGUUUUUAUCCGUGUCGUGCGUAGUGUGCGGUGAUGAAUGGACAGUCUUCGUUGCCCGUCGCGGGCAUAAAGACUUCGCCGAGCUCCCGGCCGCCGAUAGCGGGUCCCGGGAGUUACUUGUACACGUCAAGUAGUACCCUGUUGGGCGCUCGUUCUGCGACGGGGCCGGCUGUUACAGCUGAUAAGCCUUCCGUGAGACCCGUACCGCCCCCGACUCUGCCAAAAUACACAAAUUCGUUUAACGCGGGCGGAGUGCGGGAUCGCGACCGCGAUGGUGGAAUAGGCGGCAGCUACAGAUUGGCAAGUCUCGAUCGUCUUGCAAUGAGACAACGCCUGAUCGAGCAGACCGCGAAUAAUGGAACCGCUAAUGGACUCCAACAAAACGGUACUGCCGACAAUAAAGAAAAUACUACAACAAUGUCGAGCACCGCCGUCGGGCUGCAAAGUAAGCGCGAACUGUUCUUCAAAUCCGAGAGCCCCAGUAGCCCUGGUGUUCCACCGCCUCAACCGCCUUCGCUAGCAACUUCGCCUAAUGGUCAACCGCCUUCUACAAUUCCAACCGCCACUCAGCCAUCAUCACAAGCAUUGACUAGUACUGCGCCAGUAGCCGCAAUUAAAGAGACCCUAGUCAAAAAGGCGGUAGCUUCCGCACUGGAAAACCAGGAGAACCAAGACUCGAACCGAAUGAACAAUUCAUCUUCCGCUCACCGUCUUCCUCUUUCGCAACAUCAUCAUGGACCGAGCGGAGAUCAUCUGCCAAAUAAUAGCACCACUCAAAAUGAUACCAAACUUCCACUCCAUACAAAGCCAGAUCCUCCUGUACGCCAAGACACCCUAAGGGAAAAACCAAAGCCAAAAGAAUUGGAUGGAUAUGUAGGUUUCGCAAAUCUUCCAAACCAAGUGUAUCGCAAGGCUGUCAAGAAAGGAUUUGAAUUUACAUUGAUGGUUGUAGGUGAAUCAGGUCUCGGUAAGUCUACCUUGAUCAAUUCAAUGUUCCUGUCGGAUGUAUACAGCCCGGAUCAUCCAGGACCAUCUCAAAGGUUGAAAAAAACAGUGGCCGUUGAAACGAGUCGUGUCCUUUUAAAAGAAAACGGUGUCAAUCUAACACUUACGGUCGUUGACACACCGGGAUUUGGAGAUGCUGUGGACAAUAGCAAAUGUUGGGUACCAAUAAUUGACUUCGUUGAAUCGCGCUACGAGGAAUUCUUAAAUGCCGAAUCUCGCGUCACACGUCGAUCUCUUCCUGACGGUCGUGUUCACUGUUGCCUCUACUUUGUAGCACCUACCGGUCAUGGUUUGAAACCAUUGGACGUGGAGUUUAUGCAACGCUUGGGGGACAAAGUUAACAUUGUUCCUGUGAUUGCAAAAGCCGACACAAUGACUCCAGAAGAAUGUGCUCAGUUCAAGAAACAAAUAUUGAAUGAGAUCGCGAGGCACAAAAUAAAGAUCUACGAAUUCCCAGAUUGCGACGAGAAAGAUGGAGGCGGACAAGAGGAUGAGGCAGAAAUUAAAUUAUUGAAGCAGAUGAGGUCGAAAGUUCCAUUUGCCGUUGUUGGCGCCAAUGCUAUUAUGGUUGACGGUAAAGAGGUUCGAGGCAGAAAGUAUCCUUGGGGAGUUGUUGAAAUGGAGAAUAUGGAACACUGUGAUUUCAUUGCUUUGCGCAACAUGGUAAUCAGAACACAUCUUCAGGACUUGAAAGAUGUCACGAAUAGCGUUCACUAUGAGAAUUACAGAUGUCGAAAAUUGGCAGGUUUAGGAUCUGAUGGAAAACCAUCACGCAUAUCAAAUAAGAAUCCUUUAGCUCAAAUGGAAGAAGAAAAAUUAGAACAUGAUAACAAGAUGAAGAAAAUGGAAACUGAAAUGGAACAGGUAUUUGAAAUGAAAGUGCGUGAAAAGCGGCAAAAGCUUAGAGAUUCCGAAUUAGAAUUGACUAAGAGGCAUGAAACCACUAAGAAGGCCUUAGAACAGCAAGCCCGCGACUUGGAUGAUAGGCGCAAAGCAUUUGAGCAAGAAAAACAUCAAUGGGAACAACAAAACGGUGUCUCACUUGAUGAACUUAGAAGAAGGUCAUUGGAAGCUAAUAGCAAAGAGACGAUGUCAGUGACGUCCAGAGGCUCUGAAGGUUCUGAGGGACGCCCAAAGAGAGGAUUCAGCUCUCUAUUGCGUAGACAUACAAGCUUCACAGCCCAUGAUCGUCAUCCUACUAUGAGCUUGGCUCCGACUGAGCGGGAGUAAAAUCUAUGUUCGACUAUAAUCUACAUGCACAACCACUCCUUUUUGACAGCUUAAUACCAUAAUCUUCAUUUUGCAUUAACUGCUUUCUUUAUCUUUUUUAUUUACCUCAAUCACAUUUUUUUGUAGCAAUAAUUCUUGUUUAUUAAUCCUUUAGUAUUAAUCUGUAGAUGU